This is a messenger RNA of Formica exsecta, 2027 nucleotides long. It is a transcript of the gene Gs2, whose product is annotated as glutamine synthetase 2 cytoplasmic. Bases 192 to 1409 code for a protein of 405 amino acids. NCBI's taxonomy places the organism in Eukaryota, Metazoa, Arthropoda, Insecta, Hymenoptera, Formicidae. Gene Ontology annotation, cellular component: cytoplasm. The record is from RefSeq and is a predicted model, not a curated record. The transcript has 4 exons. Gene Ontology annotation, molecular function: glutamine synthetase activity.
GACCAGUUUUCAGGGUGCGUUGCUCCCUCGUGCUCUCUCAUCGGUUUUGUCCUGGUUUUCUUCUUUCUUUUUUUGCGGCUUCUUUUUCUCCCCGAUAUUCGUGCGCUCUUCUCUUAAAACGCGCAAUCCUCUUGAAGACCGAUCGAGAUUUCUUUCGCGUAUCCUCACCUCGACGACGAAAUUCCAUCACGAUGAGCACCAAUAUAUUCGUCAGGAUUUGCGGGCCGAAGCUCCUGCGCAUCGCGAAAAUGACCAAUGAAAGGUCAUGGAUCUCCAUCAGCAGGUGUUUUAGCAUCACUAUGUCGCGCAGCGUGUUGAAAGAUUCGCCAAAUGCGGCGUUAGAUAAAACUCUAUUGAACAAGUAUCUCGAUUUGCCUCAGCCGGAAAAUACGAUCCAAGCGAAAUACAUCUGGAUUGACGGUACUGAUGAAGGAUUACGGUGUAAGACCAGGACCUUGGACUUUGUGCCGAAACAUCCUUCCGAACUGCCAACGUGGACUUACGAUGGUAGCUCGACGUAUCAAGCUGACGGCGCCAACAGUGACAUAUAUCUUUAUCCAGUAGCCAUUUAUAAUGAUCCCUUCCGUCGCGGUAAAAACAAACUCGUGCUCUGCGACACCUACAACAGCGAUAAGACGCCGACGGAGUCGAACAAGCGAUGCAUUGCGAACAAGGCGAUGGAAGCCAUCAAGGACCAGGAUCCCUGGUUCGGCAUCGAGCAGGAGUACACUCUCCUGGAUUUCGAUGGCAGGCCGCUUGGUUGGCCUAAGAACGGCUUCCCCGGUCCGCAAGGCCCCUAUUACUGCGGCGUCGGCGCCGAUAAGGUGAUCGGCCGCGAGAUCGUCGAGGCUCACUACAGAGCCUGCCUCUAUGCCGGCGUGAAGAUCGCGGGGACCAACGCCGAGGUGAUGCCUUCGCAAUGGGAAUUCCAGGUGGGACCGUGCUCGGGUAUCAGCGCCGGGGACGAUCUGUGGAUUGCCCGAUUCAUUCUGCACCAUGUUGCCGAGGAAUACGGCGUGAUCGUGACCCUGGAUCCAAAACCGGUGGACGGUACGUGGAACGGCGCUGGCGCCCACACCAACUUCUCGACGAAGGCGAUGCGCGGGGAGAACGGUAUCGCCGAAAUCGAGAAGGCGAUCGACAAGCUCAGCAAACAACAUCUCAGACACAUCCAGGCGUACGAUCCGCGCGGAGGGAAGGAUAACGAGCGCAGAUUAACCGGGAAAUGCGAGACUAGCAACAUCCAUGAUUUUAGCGCCGGUGUAGCCAAUCGGAAUGUCAGUAUUCGCAUUCCCCGCGGCGUCGCCGAGGAUAAGAAGGGUUACUUGGAAGACAGGAGGCCCAGCAGUAACUGCGAUCCCUAUUCUGUAUGCAACGCUCUGGUCCGCACCUGCAUGCUCAAUGAAUAAUAGAGCCUACGAGCGUGUGAGAGACCGGAUCGACACGCACACAAUCGCAUACACACACCUGGAGCGUACAAUUAUUAUUCGUAGAAUUUAGAAUCCUAUCUUAUUGUUAUCCUGUUUGGAACAAUGAUAAAUGUUGAAUGUUAUCUGCCGGGAAAAAGGUGGUAAAGCUCGAGCUCUUCAGAUCCAGCAUCUAAGUGUCGCUCGAAAUACUUAUCAACUUCAAGUUUCGCGGAAACGAGGUCUUUGUCAUCGACGAUUAGGCAAGAUUGCAUCGAACGUUGAUUAAUAUUAUGGGAUUAAUUUUUGGUUCUCUUUUGCUGUUUAUGUUAUAGAUAGAAUAUUAUUAUCUAGAGAAUUGCAUUAAAUCGUAGUCAAUUUAUUCAAAUUGUCGAUAUGGCUCGACUGUAUUCAUAGCAAGGGUAUAAAUGUUAGAUAGUCUUAAGACAAGCUUGUAAUUGUAAAUACAAAGUACACAAGUUGUUCAUAUCGUGCUAAAUCCUUUCUUCACAGGAUCGUCUUUAACAGGCUUUUUUACAAUUGUCGUUUUAGACGGCAUACAAAAUAAGAUGAAAUAAAUUUAUACUUGUCUGAAAAUAGAGAACGAAUUUAUAAAACCAA